Molecule: messenger RNA, 1340 nt
Organism: Staurois parvus
Lineage: Eukaryota; Metazoa; Chordata; Amphibia; Anura; Ranidae
Source: the annotation of a GenBank genome assembly
CAGCAUUGCUCCAUUUACAGGUGCUCAAACCUCCACCAGGGACCUGUCGGAGACCUGCAGUGACUCCUCCCUGGCAUCUCCAGUGGAGACUCAGCCUCGCCAGGACUCCUCUGGGAUCACCUCCGGCCUGUCCAGCAGUCAGUCCCACAGCUCGGAGGAUGUCUCCACCUCUUCGGCCACGGCCAAACCGCGUCUGAAGAAGCGCUUCUCGCUGCGGAACGUCAGCCGCAGCGUACGGGGUAGCGUCAGGGGGAUUCUUCAGUGGAGAAGCUCGGCGGAAUCCCCCCACUGAUGAGACAGGGGCCAACAGCAACUGCAAUUCCUCAGCCGGCAGGGCAGGCGGAGAACGAUGGACACACAGGUUCGAGAAGCUGCGGCUAAGCAGACCUCCGGCCCCCAGGCUGGAGCUGCGGGACGUGCGGCGGGAAGGGGUUUUGAACUUCGUGGUGGCAGAAGAGGUGAACAGCAGCAGCCGGGCUCGGUGGCAGAAAUGCCGGCUUCUAUUGCGAAAACCCGAGAGCGAUGGGUAUAUAUUGGAGUUCUACAUUCCUCCCAAGGCCACAAAGCCACGGGUCAGCAUCCCAUGCUCAUCUAUUGCUGAUGUACGGACCACAACGCCAUUGGAGAUGCCAGACAAGGAAAACACAUUUGUGUUGAAGACAGAGAAUUCCUCGGAGUACAUCCUGGAGUCAGUAGACCCCUUGCAGAUGAGAUCCUGGCUCUCUGACAUACAGGACUGCAUGAUGUCUAGCAGGGAAAGACCUGACCCCUCAGAACCUAUUCAUAUAAACCAUUCGGAAAGUAUGCCCAGCCGGGAUCUACCUCUGAUACCCACGGAGAGCAACGAGCAGCUCUGCCAAGGAGCCUAUGGUGGCCUUUCUGAUCGGCCCUCUGCAUCCAUCUCACCCACUUCAGUUUCCAUGACCGCCUCACACUUUGACUCUAUGGAACUUCUCCCACCAGAGCUGCCUCCUCGAGCACCUAUUGAUGAGGGGGAGAGACCUCAAACCGCUAUGGGGGCCCCUUUUCCAGACACCCCUGACACUACAGCUUCAUUCCUAUGCCAAGGAGAGCAGGACCCUGGAGAUGGGGAGCACCCAUUAUCGGAGUACCAGUGGUUCCAUGGUACACUGUCACGACUUAAAGCAGCCCAGCUUGUGCUCGCAGGGGGCACCAACAGCCACGGUGUCUUUUUGGUGCGGCAGAGCGAGACUCGAAGAGGGGAGUACGUGCUGACUUUCAACUUCCAGGGCAAAGCCAAGCACCUCCGCUUGUCCCUGAAUGAGGAUGGCCAGUGCCGAGUGCAACACCUCUGGUUUCAGACCAUCUUCGACAUGCUA